CUCUCUCUCUCAUACCAGGUGAUUCCCCCCUCUCUCUCUGUAUCUAUAUCCGUGUGUGUAUAUAUAUGUGAUCAUAGGUUUCGGGAUCUAACAGAAAUUGGGUUUUAGUUGCAUUUCUGAUUGGUUUUGAAAUCCAGCAGAUAUUGGGUUUUAGGUACAUUUCUGAUUUUUUUUGGAAUGUAACAGAAAUUGGGUUCAAGUUGCAUUUCUGAUUGGUACUUGAUUUGGGUUUCAUCCUCUAUUAUCUUAGUUUGUCUACUUGGUUUCAGAUUGAAUUCCUGUUUUUGCGUUUGUUGUGAUUUCUUGUUUGGUUGGAAAAAAAAUCGGAUUUUCCAGGGAAUUGAAAGAUGGCUCUGGGGAGGAGAUGCGGGUCGAAUGCGAAUUGCGCGAAUCAAAAUUUAGGGCUAGGGUUUGUUCGGAACACGAGGUCAAUGAGUGGGAAGAGGGUUGCUCUAUUGAGCAAUACGGAGGCGACGAAGAAGCAUUGCAUUGAGAAAAUGAUUCAGAAUCAUGAGCAAUCUAUGAUCGAAUCACUAUCUCUGGACAUCCUGAUUAGGAUAUUAUGUGGUGUUGAUCAUGAUGAUUUGAAGAAGCUUUUUCAUGUAUCAAAGAUGUUCAGGGAAGCAACAUUGGUGGCCAAAAAACGGCAUUUUGCAUACAGUACUCCUCUAAAGACUUCAGUCUUCAGAAGUUCUAUUGAUUUGAGGGAUGUGCGGAACUCUGAGGAGGUCGAAGCCCCUAACGCCCCAAAACAGCACCGGCCUUGUAGUUCUCGAUUGAUCCGGAAGAACGUUUGCAAUAUCUCGGUGGCCUUAUUCACUUCACCUGAUGUGUAGCAAAUGGAACAUAGAGAUUUCUCUCUGAAGACGGCGGAUCGAUUUCUAGGUUCCUUAAUGACCCUUUCAAUCUGUUGCAUCUGGAGAAUCGGGUGUUAUCAUACACACUUGUACCGGUGAGUCCACAAGUUAGAGAUAAUCGGACUCGAACUACUGCAAUCCACGAGUCAUUUGAAGAGAGGGAUUUAACACAGGCAUUGUUGUUGUGCUUUUUUGAGUCACAGCUGAAUGAUUAGUUGAGGAUUGAGAUCUGAUGAUUAGAUCAUGUCAUUUGAUUUGUACAUAGCUAGAAAUCUUUUCACUACAACUGCCCACUUCUUCAACCUUUUCAUUGAAGAUGAGGUGGCUUUGGUUGUACUAUUUGGUUUUGUACACUUUG
Messenger RNA from Rhododendron vialii, 1215 nucleotides. RefSeq names its product F-box protein At1g61340-like. Lineage: Eukaryota; Viridiplantae; Streptophyta; Magnoliopsida; Ericales; Ericaceae. The record is from RefSeq and is a predicted model, not a curated record. Bases 348 to 836 code for a protein of 162 amino acids. The transcript has 3 exons. Gene Ontology annotation, molecular function: protein binding.